GAUUUUGUCCAGAGGCGGAAGUGGUACCCAUAGGCCGUUUGCCAUUGCCAUUUGUCGAAGAGGAGGUCUCUUGUUCUCGGUCUCUUUGUCUGGCUUUAGCUAUAUGCGCUGUUAGAUUAUUAUGGCAUGAUGAUGGGAGGCCGGUAGGAGCGCUUUGCUUACAUCCUUCAUGAAUUCACAAUGAACUCUACCAAAGGUCCACCUAGCAGCCGACGAGCGACAAAAACUUUAUCUGCCUCUCAGCAAAAGGCAGUUGAGGAGAAACGACUUCGUGGAGAGCUCUCGUGUGCUGAAUGUAGAAGACUCAAGCUGAGAUGCGAUAGGCAAGUACCCUGUGGAUCAUGUAGUCGACGUGGAUGCGCGUCGAUAUGUCCGUCAGGAGUUCUCGAGGCAGGCGCAGGGCAUGUCCAUCAGGGCGGGAUGAGAGUUGGGCAACUACGAACCAAGAUUGGAAUUAUGGCGAGCCGUAUACGAGAAUUGGAGGCUGCAUUAGGGGAAGGACAUGCUCUACUCGAGGAAAGACUACUCAGGAUUGGACGAAUCGACGAGGAACCACCCGAGGAACCCGGUAGCAUCUCCCAGCUCGAAGGUUUAGGAACACUUACUCUCGGCGAAGAAGGGGAGGCAAGCUAUUUUGGCAGCAGCGGCGGUAACGAGUCUUUGAUUGCACGCGAGAUGAUGCUUCACAGCAACAGCAACGAAGAUGACGACUCUGAUGGGUCCAGUCUGAAUCCUUCUCCCGAGCUGUUUACGGCUGUUGCAGGGUCCAGCGUUUCUGAUGAAGAAGCGAUUUUGCCUUCCGAAGAAGAAGGCCGGAGUCUUGCUCUGGCUUACUGUGCGACCGGUGCUCUUUUCUUCCGUGCUUGGAAACGCGAAGAGUUAUGGGAUGAGGUCAUUCCAAAAGUAUACGGACCAGGUGGUGCAUCUGCUCAUCUUCAAAGCGCUCUCUUUUUCGUGUUUGCAUUGGGUGCCUAUCUAAGCCCAAAGAAAGUAAACGGACUCCAUGAAGAACAGGCCGAGAUAUGGUUUCAGCGCGGUCGCGCUGCUUUCCACAAGAAAGACAAAAAACGCAAUUCUCCAGAGGACACCAUCCGUGCUUUGGGUUUAAUGGGUACUUACUUUUCCAUGGCCAGUCGCCACCAUUCUCGCGAUAGCGCUUGGGCUGCUCUUGCGCUUGCUGCCAAAUUAUGUCAAGGUGCGGGUCUCCAUCGGGAUCCUGCUCGGUGGAAUCUACCUUCCGCUCUUGUCCAGCGCCGACGUGCCCUUUUCUGGGAAGUUUACCAAAGCGAUAUCAGUCAUAGUAUUGCCCUUGGACGACCGCCAACUACCCCUCUUUCCUUUGUCGACUGCGAAUAUCCCGACGAAGAUCCCAUGAGCCACCAGGAUAUCUGCAAUCUCAAAUAUAGAUAUUCUAGAGACGCGUUCAUUCCUAUCAUGGACUUGGUACUCUCCGCUUACCCAACGAAGCGCUCAUACAGAGAAGUCGUUGAGCUCGACGCCAAGAUACGAAAACUUCAGGUGCCCAUACCGCCUUCAGAUAAUGGCCUCAAAACUUUCUUUGCAAAUCAGCUUCUCAAUGCCGUCAUUCUCACACUCCACCGGUCUUACAUGGCAAGGGCCAUUCUUAAUGGCAAAGAAGCUGCUGCAAAGGGUGAGGAUCCGAAUAAACCGUUUGAUCCCUUCGAUUCUGCUCAGACACCCUAUGCGCCUUCGGUCACUGCUGCAUACCAUGCUGCAGAGGAAAUUUCUCGUUCGCUACAUGGGUUCGCCGUGACGGACUCCGAGAUUGCAGGCAGGGUGUGGUUUCUGACAUAUCACGGUUUCAGUGCAGCGCUCGUUUUAGGAGCUCUCGCCUCGCGUGCACCCGGAUCGACAUAUGCCCCCACUGCAAUAAUGACCCUUAGCCUUGUCGUCGACGGCGUCUUCGCGAAAUACGUCCACGUAUCUGCCCGACAUCGAACUGCUUUUGUCAUUCUUCGCCGACUCAAAACUCGUGCGAUAAGACGGUACACGGCAUUUUUGGAAUCCAAAGCUGGGACGCGGAAUGAAAGUGGAAAUCAUGGUGAUGCGGGUGCUGUAGGUAGUCCUGAUGGUGACCCGGGUCAUAUUGGAUUGGGGCCUGGUGCGGUCAACCCAGAUGAUCCCACAUUCCGAAUCAAACUGGAUAGCGAUCCCGAGUCUGAUUUCGAGGAACCAGUACAUCAACGCACACAUCCAAGCGAACCAUCUGCCCCGAGCACGAACGAGAAUGGAGGGCUUGCUACAUUCGAAGGCAAGAUCGCCAUGUUCGGAGGAAAAACGAAUGUACUACUCAGCUCGAAAGGAAAGAAGGGCAAGUCCGGAUUGAAGAGGAAAAAAACUGAAUAUGAGGGUAGUGUUAGUGUCUCAUCGCCGGAAAGCUUAGUGGCUGCAUCUCCAGAGAGUACAACCAGCACGCCCAGCGAUAGUCAGGGUAUAUCGACAACGUCUGCUUCUAUCAUUCAGCAAGGUGGCAGACCCCCCAAUCGUCUCUCGGCGCAAACUCAAGGCUCGGGCUUAACACAGGGUGUGGGUGAGGUGUCCAAUCACAGCAUCGACUCAAUGUCGAUGGAUGUAUUCAUGGCAGAUACCAACAUGCAGGAGUCAAGUACUGACUCUGCCUUUGAUGGAAUGGAGGGUAUUGAAAAUCUCAACGUGGACGCCUUCAGUUUCGGUUACGACAAUUUCGGCACAGAUGCAGGGAGCGGAAUUGUUAUGGGCAUGGCUCUAGAGGAUAUUGGUAUGGGCACGAAUAUGGGUAUGAGCAGUUUUGCACUUGGCUCAUCGCCGGCCAGCACCACCAGUGCGGGCACUUCAGGCUCAACUUCGCUCGGUAGUACAGAACUUCAAUCACAGGAAGGAAGUACAUCGAGUGCGUUCAAUGUGUAUCAGCAGCACUAUGGCGGUGGCUUUGCCGUCCGGACAUCACUCUCACCUGAAGCUUCAGGGUCCUCGCCUCCUACGCAGCAACAGGAACCAGAUGAGGAACAAGAACCGCUUACAGCUACAGCCCAAGCCGCACGAAUGUUUGGAAUGGGAUCGCUCUCAUACCCCUUCUUGACCUCGAACUCGAAUGCGAACAAUACAGAUAUCGGGCAGAGUUAUGCGGCCAGUUCAUCGAAUGAAUACUCGAAUUUAAAUGUGUUUACAACGUACACGAAGCAGCAGCUGGCAGUUGGAUCUGCUCAAGGCCAGCCUCAACCUCCAAAGUCGUCGAAUUCAAUUCAAUCCUCCACAUCAUACCUACAGCAGCAGCAGUCGCAGCCCACGACAUCAUCCAACUCCCCUACAAACUACAACUCCGCAAGUUUCGACCCUCCCACAAAUUCACAAACAGGUCACUCUCAUCCUCAGUCACAAAAUACGUCCUCCCUUACAUCAUCCUUUGCCCCCUCGAGUUCUGUGUCGCCGUUACUCGGCGACCCGGCGCAGCUAUAUGCCCGCUUCGCAGAAUUCAUGUCACAGAAAGCCGCAAGCUCACCUCAGCAUACGCAACAGACACAGACGAUGAGCCAAAUACCACAAGAGGCUCAGCAGCAACGGCAGAAUGUGCAAGGAUAUACGCCGGUAUCUAAUUCGUACAACUACUACGGCUUUGCGGGUAACGCUAAUGGGUACUUCGGUCCGAGUGGCCCUCAGUCCAUGAAUACCAAUCCAAAUCCGAAUAGUCAAGCUACGGACUUUGAAUACAACGCCGAUUUCGAUGCGUUUCUGAGGUCGUUUCGGACUCCGGAUGCGGGGAUAGGAUCUACACUGACAGGAGGGGGAGAGUACGUGCUGCCGUAUGGACAGAUGUAUGGGCAGUGGCAGGAUCAGACUCACAGUGGUGGGACAUGAUCAUUAUUCAUAGGUAUAUUAUGAGGACUGGAUGCCUUCAUCUUCAUUCCUGUUUAGUCGUUUGUAUAUCGCUUUGCUAUCUUGUAUUGCUAAUGUUUCUAUACGUUAAUCUGUCAUACUAAUAUCUUGG
This is a messenger RNA of Lentinula edodes (shiitake mushroom), 3985 nucleotides long. Its product is annotated as fungal-specific transcription factor domain-containing protein. The coding region runs from base 181 to 3855 and encodes 1224 amino acids. Lineage: Eukaryota; Fungi; Basidiomycota; Agaricomycetes; Agaricales; Omphalotaceae. Gene Ontology annotation, molecular function: DNA-binding transcription factor activity, RNA polymerase II-specific; zinc ion binding; DNA binding. The record is from RefSeq and is a predicted model, not a curated record. The transcript is spliced from 5 exons. Gene Ontology annotation, biological process: regulation of DNA-templated transcription; DNA-templated transcription.